This is a messenger RNA of Pseudogymnoascus verrucosus, 1599 nucleotides long. RefSeq lists its product as uncharacterized. Gene Ontology annotation, biological process: carbohydrate transport; transmembrane transport. The record is from RefSeq and is a predicted model, not a curated record. Gene Ontology annotation, cellular component: membrane. Bases 1 to 1599 code for a protein of 532 amino acids. The transcript has 5 exons. NCBI's taxonomy places the organism in Eukaryota, Fungi, Ascomycota, Leotiomycetes, Thelebolales, Thelebolaceae. Gene Ontology annotation, molecular function: carbohydrate:proton symporter activity.
AUGGGGCUCCUCCAGCUGAUUAUCCGCAACGAUGCGAUGAAAACGGAUCCGCAUGAGAUCUAUGGAUGGAGAGUAUAUGCUGUUGCUUGUUCGGCCAGCUUCGGUGCCCUCCUGUUCGGUAUGGACUCAGGCACCAUCGGCGGCGUUCUCACAAUGCCCUCGUUCAAAAUAAAGUACGGCAUCGAGGAUCUUGACAAGGGGGCCAGAGCCAAUCUGAGCUCCAAUAUUGUUUCCACACUACAAGCUGGUUGUUUCGCGGGAUCCCUCAUUGGAUCAUAUGUAGCCGAUAGAAUUGGCCGAAAGCCCGGACAGCUCCUGUGUGCAAUUAUUGCAUUGAUUGGAUGUAUACUCCAGGCUGCUUCUGCCGGGCACCUCGUUGCCCUCUACUUCGGCCGGUUUAUUGCUGGCUUGGGGACCGGGGGAGCUUCGAUGAUGGCGCCGGUUUAUAUCUCCGAAAACUCACCACGUGCCAUUCGAGGUGCUGUGACGGGGCUCUACCAACUCUUUAUUGUUGUUGGCAUCAUGUUAAGUUAUUGGAUCAACUACGGCUGCCUCGUUCAUCUCAAAGGCGACGCCCAAUGGGGCGUGGCUCUCGGAAUGCAAUCUAUCCCCCCAUUCCUUCUCUUCUUCACCAUGAUCUUCUGCAACGAGUCACCCCGGUGGCUGGCAAAGCAAGACCAAUGGGAAAAGGCCAAGGACACCCUCCAAACACUCCGACAGCUCCCAAUGGAUCACCCGUAUCUCCAAGAAGAAUUCAACGACAUGGCCUCACAACUCGAGCAUGAGCGCCUGCUAGUCGGCGGCGAAACGUUCUGGAGCCUCCAAAGGGAAAUGUGGACCAUCCCUGGAAACCGAAAGCGUGUCCUCAUCAGUAUCGGCCUCAUGAUUUGCCAGCAGAUGACGGGAACCAACGCAAUUAAUUACUAUGCCCCGCAAAUAUUCGAGAAUGUCGGUAUCACCGGUAAUAAGAAUGGGCUGCUCGCCACUGGUGUCUACGGUAUCAUCAAGGUCCUCGGCGUCGUCUUUUUCCUCCUCUUCAUGGCAGAUUCGCUUGGUCGCCGAAAAUCCCUGCUGUAUACAUCGGUGAUCAUGGUCGUCUGGAUGUUUUACAUCGGCUUCUACGUCCGCUUUGACCCCCCUGAGGCAGGGAAAGCUAUCCCCCCUGCUGGCUAUGCCGCUCUCACUUUCAUCUUUUUCUUUGCUGUGUCCUUUGAGGUUGGAUGGGGACCCGUUUGCUGGAUCUACGUUUCUGAGAUCCCGUCCGCGAGGUUGCGAUCCAUGAAUGUGGCUAUCGCUGCGGCGACACAGUGGCUCUUCAAUUUUGUGGUUGCCAAAAGCGUACCGACUAUGUUGGUGACAGUUGGGGCGAACGGUUAUGGGACUUACUUCAUAUUUGGCUCCUUUUGCGCCGCCAUGUUCGUCUUCACGUGGUUCUUCGUCCCUGAAACCAAAGGCAUCUCGCUGGAACGAAUGGACGACCUCUUCGGUGUGACACGACUUGUAGAGGAGAAGAUGGAGAGGGAAGAAAUACCGCCUCAAAAUGACUCGACCCAUAAAGAUCCCUCUGCCACGAAUGGUGAGAAGGUCGAAACUAUCUAA